UGCCGCUAUCAGGUGAGUUUGAUGGCGGAGAUGUUCAGUGAGAUGCUCCAGAGGGAUUUUGGGCUUGAGUUGUAUCAGUGUCUGUGCCGUCUGCCGCAGGGCCCCAGCGUCAAAGAGGACAACAGCACUCCCAAGGAGGAUGAACCCAAAAAAUCAGACAAACAGACGACAAAAAAGAAAGGAUUGAUCGAUGCAAAGAAGAGAAAACUCAAAGAGAAGGAUGAGGAGAGAGAGACAGAGGACAUGGCCCAGACGGACGAGACUGAAUCAUCUGAAAAACAAUCUGAGCAUCUAAGAGAGAGUAAAACUCUCAGUGCUGGAGGAGACGGGCAGAGCGCCUCAGACACUCAGCCGUCCAAAGACAGCGAACGUCCUCUGGGCUGGAUGGCAGAACUUCCCCGUAAAGGGCUUCUGUCCUGGGUGUUCUUUGACCGUCAGCUGACAGGAAGUCUUCGAGAGGCAGACCUGAUCAACAUCCUGCUGUCUCUCGGCCUGUUUCUCAGUCCUGCUCAGGCGCAGGAUCUGGUCAGAAAGGCUGCAGUCGGUGGGCUUUGCCUCUACAGAAAUCUGUGCAGUCGCUGGUCAGACGCUGAUCGGACAGACGGCAGCAUCAGUGCUGAGGGAAAUAAAGCCAUGUUGCCCGUUCAGUCAUGCAAAGAGAGAGCAUCUGCCCGUCGCACCGGUAACACAGAUCUGGUGAACUACAGAGGGAACGUCAUUAACUUACCAAACCUACUGCAGACGCUGGAGAGCAGCAAAGCGGCCCAACGCGAACUGGAGAAGUGUGUCGCCGCACUGCAAUCCAGACUCGAGGCAGCAGAAGCGAGGAAGGUGUCUAAUGAACAGGAGCAGGGUCAACAGAAAGAGCUGAAGAAGAAACUGGAGAAAUCCGAGACGCUUAACAAAACAUACGAGAAGAGUUUGAGAGAAAACAGCAGUCAGAUGAUCUCUGUCAUUGAGAAGAUGCAGAGGAUGGUUGAACAGACAACAACCCUCACAAAUGCAAAUGCAGGAAAGGAUGAGAAGGAAUAGAGACACAGAAGCUCAUCAGAUGGUGAUCUAAUAGCGUUUGGACCGAGGAGAAUAAAAGAAACCUGCUAAAUAAAAUAAAAAAAUGUUGUUUGCUUUUAAAAAAACAGGUCUUUUUUUUUUUGCUGAAUAAAUGUGUAUUCAUGCACAUAGAUAUGGAAAGAACUGCAUUCGUGGACAUUUGUAAAUGUUUUUAUUAAUAAAUAUGUUUUGCUGGCUUAUUUUAGAAUGGAUAUGCAUUCAUAUGAAACUAUAUAAUGUGGUUAAUAUGGAAAGGAAACGUUGUGCUUUAUUUAUUUAGUGUUAUUUAAUUUUAUUUGGUUUUUAGAUUCUGGCAGCUAUGAAACUAAGAUCCUUCCACACAACUGACAAUUUCAUAAACAGAGAUGCAGAUACGCAAACCUGUUCAUAGCCCUGUAUAAUGAAACUAUAAUUAUUUUUUACAUGUGAAUUUGAAACGGUCAGGGUUUAAAGAUUGGAAACACUCAUGGAACCUUUUUUUUUGU
Messenger RNA from Sinocyclocheilus rhinocerous, 1535 nucleotides. Its product is annotated as cell division cycle and apoptosis regulator protein 1-like. The annotation marks the transcript as partial. The transcript has 7 exons. Gene Ontology annotation, biological process: regulation of DNA-templated transcription. Lineage: Eukaryota; Metazoa; Chordata; Actinopteri; Cypriniformes; Cyprinidae. Gene Ontology annotation, cellular component: nucleus. The record is from RefSeq and is a predicted model, not a curated record.